AUGGGCGGAGAGGAUGAGGCAACACAUGCGGCGCAGACACGCCGAAGUGUGGAUCUCGGCGAGUCCGUGGACUAUGAGAAAAUGCUGGCGGAAGCAGCUCAAGUUCCAAGCUUUACACCAUUGCCAGGAAGCAUCUCACAGAGUGAACAUGAGGUGCAAAUGGCGUCCUUGGAGGUUCGACUUCGACAGCAUUGCCUCGACAUCAUUGGGCCUACGGUCCGGAGAACAGCUGCCUUGGAGAAAGAGGUGGUGAAGAUCCAGGAAGACCUUCAGAUCAAGUCCACCCAUAUCUCUGAUUUGUUGCUGACUGCUGGCAAAGUUGAGCAGCAGGUGGCGAACAUCGAGAACUUCCGAUCAGAGUUGGCAAAGUAUGAUUCUGAACGAAAGCAAUGGCAAGCCACGGCGACGGACUCCUUGAGCUGCAUGAAGCAGGAGUCGGAGAGAUGGAAAGCAUGGCAGGGAGAGAUGGUCUCCUGUAAGCAUGAGCCUUGCUUGGCACUGGCAGAGGUUGGCCUGACUUUUCACUCCAAUGCUCCCUGGGCUUUGCCGGCUUUGCUUUCGAAGAGAGGCCUUACAUUUGCAAAAUCUGGAGAGCAGGCAUUGCUGAGUGCCUGGCGUCCCCGUGGCGGACCACCCUCUCAACGUCACCGUCCAAAGCCGCCAGCGAGCGGGCCUGGCGGGCCUGGCGCCGUCGAUGUGGAAGCCAAGCACCGGGGAGUCAUCGAGCUUCGUCGGAUCAGCACUUGUCGAGAACUGGGAAACAAGAAGCAGCUUGCUUUGUACUUGGAAGUGGCAGGCGCAAGCAGUUGGGCUCCAAGAACUUUUCUCAAGCCAAAUGACGUGCUCGCCGCCGGCAAGACCGAUCAAUUGUUUUUUCUGAAGCAUGCCUGCCGUGAACGCAAUGAGGGGGUCAGCGUUCACUUGGGGGCUCAAGCCUGUCACACUGCGUGGACCAAUUUGCCUCCAGAGGAGCAGGACGAGUAUGUUGCGCAGCAAGAGGUUGCUGGAGUUCUUCUGGAUCACGACGGUCGAAAAGUCACGCUCAGAAUAUACAUACUACUGCUAUUUAAUCAAAGUUCUCGCAGGGUCCUUGCCCUUGUGCGUCGUGAUUUUGUUUGCAGAUCACAUCCCCUUUGCUAUGAUGCCACAGAUCCAGAUCCUGCUCGGCAUGUGCACUCCACGCUGGAUGUGUUUAAAGAGGUUCAUGGGAUCAGCAGCUGCGCAUGGCCUCACUCAAAGACCAUCUGGCCGGAGGUCAUGAGGAUGUUUCAGGCUUGCCUCAGUCCCUUCCUUGAACGCUUUGCUUUGGCUGAAGAUGAGCAAGAAGGACCAGUGAGCUUCGAACUCUUGGGAGCAGACAUUUUGGUGGACCAAUCCUUUCGACCUUGGCUGCUGGAGAUGAACCAGGGACCGGCCUUGCUGCCCAUCAAAGGCAAUCCGUCAGCCACUGCUGCUCGGACUGCUGUGAUGGAGGAUACCUUGCAGGAGGCCGGCCGAAUCCUGCAUCGUGGCCUUGUCACUGUUCUGUUGCCGUUGCAGACCAAUCCUUUGCAACUUGCAGGUAUGGAUGCAUACGUUCAGGGUGCCCAACGCACUGUGGAUCGAGUGGUGGGAGAACUAGGCCGAGUGCAGGACAUUGGCGAUGCGCUCAGAGCAGACACGAACAAGCGCCUGUGCCAGCAGAACAAGAUGCUGAAUGUCUUCAAGACAGACUUGGAGGUGAAGCUGGUGAGUGUGGAAAAUAGAUACAACAAGCUCAGUGAUGACCUGUGGAGUGAAGAGACAGGUCUUGCAAAGGUGAUGCAUGACCUAUCACGCACAAAUGAGGUCGUCACCAGCAUGAGCACCGAGUUCAGCUCUAUGAAGCAUAUCAAGGCAAGCAUCGCCCAGCUGGAAAAGGUUCAGGAGGAGGUCAACAACUUUACUCUGGAGACCAGCAACAAUGUGACCGCCUUGCAGCAGACGGUUGACAGGAUGAUGAGCGACAUGAAAGAGCACUUUCAAACGGCCACCAAUACCGUAGCAGCGCACAAUGCUGCGAUGCUGCAAGAGGUGAGAACAGCGUACCAGGAGGAGCUACAUGAGGCUGCUCAAGUGCGACAGAAGGUUGACGAAUUUAUGCAGUCUGAGCGUGAGUAUCGGCGAGCCUUGGAGGAAAGCAUUUGUGCUUCACAGGCACAAACAGAAGACUUGGUGAGACAGGUGACAUCAGAGGUGGAAGAGGUUGGGAAGCUGAGAAGACGGGAUCGCAAUAGCCAAGAGGUGGAGAUCAAAGGCGUUGCCAAGCAACUUGCAAUCGUGCAAGAAUCCUCUCAACAUGUGGCUAACAGCUUGGAACACCUCAGCAGGGUGAUGUGGACAAUGGUGCAAUGCGAGAGGGCGGCAUCAGCGCUUGACCUCCAAGACGAUCAAGAUCGGGCCAAAAUUGCGCUGAUGGGCUAUAAGGAGGAGACAUCGGAGAAGACUAGAGGAGGAGGAAGGACCCGGAGAAGUCGAGCUUCUUCGCCCCAACCAGCUGAGCAGGCAGAUGGUCAGACAGUCAUCAAUGUGGAUGAGCGCUGUUUGAGCUGCUGCGGCAAAGCGCAAACGGUUCUUUCAGGCUUCAAGAUGGCUUGCCUCCAGUACUCCCCGGCUCCGGUGGUCUUUGCGCGAAAGACCUACAACAGAUCGGACCUCUUAGGUGUCCGAGAAAAGAUGCUCUUGCAGGUGGGGAGUCUGGAGAAGUGGCAUGAGGAACAUGGUGGGAGUCAGGUGCACGAAUCUCUGGAACAUGGACCGGUCAGCUUUGAUAGAGCAGACAUCUUUGGACAGACAAAUGCAGCACCCAUCUCAUCAGGUGCAAUCGUCGACUCCUUGACCAGAGAGGAACGCCUGGACAGUCGCAGUAGCCUGGCUGGCAGCCGCGCCAGAUCCAGUCCGCUGACCAUGCCGCCCAUACCCACUCCGCGGUCGACCUCAGUCAGCUGA
Durusdinium trenchii is the source of this 2967-nucleotide messenger RNA. Lineage: Eukaryota; Dinophyceae; Suessiales; Symbiodiniaceae. The record is from the annotation of a GenBank genome assembly.